AUGCAUCCCGCCAGUAUGAGCCGUGCCCAGCGAGAGCAAGUCAGAAGGAUUGUCACACCGAAACCAACUACAGGUCGUUUGGAGGUACCACAAGACAUCACCAGCAUGUGGAACACUGCCAAAGGCAAAGAGAAAUUGUUCUCUCUGUGGUGCAAGUCAGGUGGUGCAGUUUUCAUCGAACGAGUGGAGAUUCUGAGCAUCACCACCAAGACGAAGACCUUGGAAGUGAAAGGGGGAUUCUACUCUGUUGAUGACAUGAAAGAUGAGCUGAACUACAACCAGAAAUGUGAGUAUGAUGAUGACACCUACGAGUACUGGGUUAAUACACGCACUGAGGGGUCUUUGAAACGGGAGGAUGUUGAACGUCUGACCAGAAAGCGUGAGCAUGAACAGGAAGUUGAAGCUGGCAAGGAUCUAUUUCCCACUAUGGACUUCAGUUCUGCAGGCUUCCAGGAUGACUUGGGGACUGCAGGAGCAUUGGAACAGGAGGGUGAUGUGCACAAGAGUGUGGCAUGCACGCAUGCAAGUUAA
Molecule: messenger RNA, 531 nt
Organism: Cladocopium goreaui
Lineage: Eukaryota; Dinophyceae; Suessiales; Symbiodiniaceae
Source: the annotation of a GenBank genome assembly